GGGGAAGAUCUAGGAGGGAUGGGGAAACAAAAAGUAAGGGGCACGAGCAGAGUUUGGAGGAGGGAAGAAGACCUGAGAUGAGUGCAUGUGGGGCGGUGAGCCGGGGGAGUGUCCUCAUUCCCCGCUGGUCACAGAGAAGCUGCUGGUGAUCACCGUGGCCACAGCCGAGACGGAGGGAUACCGGCGUUUCCUUCGAUCCGCUGAGUUCUUCAACUAUACAGUGCGGACACUGGGCCUGGGAGAGAAGUGGCGAGGGGGUGAUGUGGCCAGAACAGUCGGUGGAGGACAGAAGGUCAGGUGGCUAAAGAAGGAAAUGGAGAAAUAUGCAGACCGGGAGGAUAUGAUCAUCAUGUUUGUGGACAGCUAUGAUGUGAUUUUGGCUGGCAGCCCCUCAGAACUGCUGAAGAAGUUCGUCCAGAGUGGCAGCCGCCUGCUGUUCUCUGCAGAGAGCUUCUGCUGGCCCGAGUGGGGGCUGGCAGAGCAGUACCCUGAGGUGGGCACGGGGAAGCGCUUCCUCAACUCUGGUGGAUUCAUUGGCUUUGCCCCCACCGUCCACAAAAUUGUCCGCCAGUGGAAGUACAAGGAUGACGAUGAUGAUCAGCUGUUCUACACUCGACUCUAUCUGGACCCAGGACUGAGGGAGAAAUUCAGCCUUAAUCUGGAUCAUAAAUCCCGGAUCUUUCAGAACCUCAACGGGGCUUUAGAUGAGGUGGUUUUAAAAUUUGAUCAAAAUCGUGUGCGUAUACGGAAUGUGGCCUACGACACGCUUCCUGUUGUGGUGCAUGGGAACGGUCCCACUAAGCUCCAGCUGAAUUACCUGGGAAACUAUGUCCCCAAUGGCUGGACUCCUGGGGGAGGCUGUGGAUUCUGUGACCAGGACCGGAGGACACUCCCAGCGGGGCAGCCUCCCCCCCGGGUGCUUCUGGCCGUGUUUGUGGAACAACCAACCCCGUUCCUGCCCCGCUUCCUGCAGAGGCUGAUGCUCCUGGACUAUCCCCCCGACAGGAUCACCCUCUUCUUGCAUAACAAUGAGGUGUACCAUGAGCCCCACAUUGCCGACUCCUGGCCCCAGCUCCAGGACCACUUCUCAGCUGUGAAGCUGGUGGGGCCGGAGGAGGCCCUGACCCCAGGCGAGGCCAGGGACAUGGCCAUGGACAAGUGUCGGCAGGACCCCGAGUGUGAAUUCUACUUCAGUCUGGACGCUGAUGCCGUCAUCACCAACCAGCAGGUCCUGCGCAUCCUCAUUGAAGAAAACAGGAAGGUCAUAGCACCCAUGCUGUCCCGCCAUGGGAAGCUGUGGUCAAACUUCUGGGGAGCCCUGAGUCCCGACGAGUACUACGCGCGCUCCGAGGACUACGUGGAGUUGGUGCAGCGGAAGCGAGUGGGCGUGUGGAAUGUGCCCUACAUUUCCCAGGCAUAUGUGAUCCGGGGGGAGACCUUAAGGACAGAGCUGCCUCAGAGGGAGGUGUUCUCCGGCAGUGACACCGACCCAGACAUGGCCUUCUGUAAGAGCCUGAGGGACAAGGUGAGCAUGGCAGCAGGACCCAGUGCUGGGGUGCCGGGAGGCAGCCACCUCGUGUCUCCUUCUCACACCCUCUCCCCACUCCAGGGCAUCUUCCUCCAUCUCAGCAAUCAACAUGAAUUUGGCCGCCUCCUGGCCACUUCCCGGUAUGACACAGACCACCUACACCCCGACCUCUGGCAGAUCUUUGACAACCCCCUGGACUGGAAGGAGCAGUAUAUUCACGAGAACUACAGCCGGGCUCUGGAAGGGGAGGGACUCGUGGAACAGCCAUGCCCAGAUGUGUACUGGUUCCCUCUGCUCUCAGACCAAAUGUGUGAUGAGCUGGUGGAGGAAAUGGAGCACUAUGGUCAGUGGUCAGGAGGCCGGCAUGAGGACUCAAGACUAGCUGGAGGCUACGAGAAUGUGCCCACCGUAGACAUCCACAUGAAGCAGGUGGGCUAUGAGGACCAGUGGCUGCAGCUGCUGAGGACGUACGUGGGGCCCAUGACCGAGAGCCUGUUCCCAGGCUACCACACCAAGACCCGGGCAGUGAUGAACUUUGUGGUCCGCUACCGGCCGGAUGAACAGCCUUCUCUGCGGCCACAUCAUGAUUCAUCCACCUUCACUCUCAACGUUGCUCUCAACCACAAGGACCUGGAUUAUGAGGGAGGUGGCUGCCGCUUCUUACGCUAUGACUGUUCGAUCUCAGCCCCACGGAAGGGCUGGGGGCUUCUGCACCCAGGCCGUCUCACCCACUACCAUGAGGGGCUGCCUACCACGAGGGGCACUCGCUACAUCAUGGUGUCCUUUGUCGACCCCUGACACUCAACCACUCUGCCAAACCUCUCCUGCCGUUGUGCCUUCUCAUGCCCCACUCCUUGGAGAGGGUCUGUCUGGCUCUUUAUCUACUGAGUGUAUGUUCGGUGUGUCUGGGACUGGAUGUCUCACCUCGCUCCCCAACCCCCAACACACAGCCCUCUCAAGAAGCUCCUGGAGCCCCCUUGUCCCUCCCUUCAGCCCCCAAGAGUUCAUGGGAGAGCUUAUGGGGUUCCCCAUGUGAUAACUUAUUGUUUCUUAGCCUCACUCCCAAUAAAGGAGGAUUUGUAA
Messenger RNA from Myotis brandtii (Brandt's bat), 2611 nucleotides. RefSeq names its product procollagen-lysine, 2-oxoglutarate 5-dioxygenase 3 (gene PLOD3). The record is from RefSeq and is a predicted model, not a curated record. Gene Ontology annotation, cellular component: endoplasmic reticulum. The transcript has 17 exons. Gene Ontology annotation, biological process: peptidyl-lysine hydroxylation. NCBI's taxonomy places the organism in Eukaryota, Metazoa, Chordata, Mammalia, Chiroptera, Vespertilionidae. The coding region runs from base 86 to 2326 and encodes 746 amino acids. Gene Ontology annotation, molecular function: iron ion binding; procollagen-lysine 5-dioxygenase activity; procollagen glucosyltransferase activity.